GUGGUUGCAUGAAAUUCCGGAGUGGGCGUAUCCCAGGACUGCUGUUCUGUUUGCAAGUGUGACAGCAGUAGAAGCAUAACACAACCGCACAAACGUGUUGCUCUCUGAUUCAGACUGCGGCAGGAUGGCUAUAGGAACAAAUGAAUGCAACGUCUGUCUUUUUUCAGAGAGCUGACUAAGUAGCAAAUUCUCAUUCCCACUGAGAGGAAACAAAGAGGGAAGAAAUCUACAUACAUCUUCACCCAUAAGAAAUACAAAAACCACCGUAAUAAUGACUGUGCUCUGUUUACAACACAAUAAAAAUGUGUCAGUCAGAGAAUUAGUGGUUGGAUUUGAGGAGACUGCUUCUACUGAGCAUGUUUAAUGCUGGUAGCACCCCAGCAGAGAUGCUGACCAGCUGCUGUCACAUUCAGAAAAAGGCUUUAAAGAAAACGGGAGAAGGCAUGCUGACAAGAUGAGCAAAAACAACUGAAUGUGGAGAAAGGAGGGAGAAAUAUGAAGAGCUUUAAGUAGAAGUACUCCUACCUUGAUGGAGUCUCUGAUGGAUUCCCUGAGGUGGGCUUGAACCCACUCACACCACAUGUUUCGCUUUUGGAUCGAACAAACCAAACUGGAAAUCCAAUCUGAUCUUCUUAAAAACUACACUGAAAAUCCAAACAGGUGAAUCAUGUAAAGCUCUUUGGCUUGCCGAGAUCUUAAGUUCUCAUGAACCCCAUGGCGCAGCUGUACUACAAGAAGGCGAGCUUUUCGCCGUACCGCGACCGGAUACCACUGCAGAUUGUGCGGGCCGAGGCUGAGCUGUCAGCAGAAGAACGUGCCUACCUAAGUGCAGUGGAGAAGGGGGACUAUGCAGGUGUAAAGAUGGCCCUUGAACAGGCUGAAAUCUAUUAUAAUAUUAAUGUAAACUGCCUGGACCCACUAGGACGCAGCGCCCUUUUAAUCGCCAUUGAGAACGAGAAUCUGGAGGUGAUGGAGCUGUUGCUGUGUCACGGUGUGCAUGUUGGAGAUGCUUUGCUCUAUGCCAUCCGCAAGGAGGUGGUGGGUGCAGUGGAACUACUUCUAUCCUACAGGAAACCUAGUGGUGAAAAACAGGUACCAGCACUUAUGAUGGACACCCAGUUUUCAGAAUUUACACCUGAUAUCACACCCAUUAUGUUGGCUGCACACACCAACAACUAUGAGAUCAUCAAACUACUUGUCCAGCGCAAGGUCACUGUGCCACGACCACACCAAAUCCGCUGUGACUGUGUUGAGUGUGUGUCCAGCUCAGAGGUUGACAGUCUGCGGCACUCACGAUCCCGGCUUAACAUCUACAAGACAUUGGCGAGCCCUUCACUCAUUGCUUUGUCCAGUGAGGACCCGAUUCUCACAGCGUUCCGUCUUGGCUGGGAGUUGAAGGAGCUCAGCAAGGUGGAAAAUGAAUUUCGUCAGGAGUAUGAGGAGCUCUCACAGCAAUGCAAGCUCUUUGCUAAGGAUUUGUUGGACCAAGCAAGAAGUUCUCGUGAGCUAGAGACGAUUCUAAACCAUCGUGAUGACCAUAGUGAAGAGCUGGACCCCCGAGAAUGCAGAGACCUUGCUAAGCUCAAGCUGGCCAUCAAGUACCACCAAAAAGAGUUUGUGGCUCAGCCUAAUUGCCAGCAGCUACUGGCUACACUGUGGUAUGACGGCUUCCCUGGUUGGCGGCGACGUCACUGGGUGGUGAAGUUGAUCACAUGUUUCACCAUUGGCCUACUUUUUCCUGUCUUCUCUAUCAUCUACCUGCUGGCACCAAAGAGCACCCUGGGUCUCUUCAUCAAGAAACCCUUUAUAAAAUUUAUUUGUCAUACGGCCUCAUACUUGACCUUCCUUUUCAUGUUGCUCCUGGCCUCACAACACAUUGUGCAAACUGACCUACAUGUUCAGGGUCCACCACCCACCAUUGUCGAAUGGAUGAUCCUGCCUUGGGUUCUGGGCUUUAUAUGGGCUGAGAUUAAAGAGAUGUGGGAUGGGGGCUUUACUGAAUAUGUUCACGACUGGUGGAACCUGAUGGACUUUGCAAUGAACUCUCUCUACCUAGCCACCAUAUCUCUCAAAAUGGUGGCCUACUUUAAGUACAACAGCUCCCGUCCUCGUGAAGAGUGGGAAAUGUGGCACCCAACACUGAUUGCCGAGGCGUUGUUUGCCAUUGCCAACAUAUUCAGCUCGCUUCGGCUCAUCUCGCUUUUCACAGCAAAUUCUCACCUGGGUCCACUGCAGAUCUCACUUGGCCGCAUGUUGCUCGAUAUCCUCAAGUUUCUCUUCAUCUAUUGUCUGGUGCUCUUGGCCUUCGCUAAUGGUCUGAACCAGCUCUAUUUCUACUAUGAAACCGAAGCAGCCGAUGAGCCAAACCACUGCAAAGGCAUCCGCUGUGAGAAGCAGAACAAUGCCUUCUCUACGCUAUUUGAGACACUUCAGUCUCUCUUCUGGUCUGUGUUUGGUCUGCUCAGCCUCUAUGUAACCAACGUGAAAGCUCGGCAUGAGUUUACUGAAUUUGUUGGGGCCACUAUGUUUGGCACUUACAAUGUAAUCUCACUGGUGGUGCUGCUCAACAUGCUCAUAGCUAUGAUGAACAAUUCAUACCAACUCAUUGCUGAUCAUGCUGACAUUGAGUGGAAGUUUGCCCGCACCAAACUAUGGAUGAGCUACUUUGAUGAAGGAGGGACUCUUCCACCUCCCUUCAACAUCAUCCCCAGUCCAAAGUCGAUGUGGUACCUCUGUGUAUGGCUACACAAUCAUUUCUGUGGUGAAGGACAGCCAACCCCUGAGGAAGAUCAGAAACAUGACAACCUCAAAGAGUUUACGGAACGGCAUGCUGACAGCCUCAUUCAGAACCAGCAAUAUCAGGAAGUCAUCAAAAAUCUGGUAAAACGAUAUGUUGCAGCAAUGAUACGCAGGACCAAAACUGAUGAAGGGUUGACUGAGGAAAAUUUCAAGGAGCUCAAACAGGACAUCUCAAGUUUCCGCUAUGAGGUCCUGGACCUGCUGGGCAAUCGCAAGCCGCCACGCCGCACCUACUCCUCAAGCAGUGAAGCCACACAACCUGAGGCUGAGCAAGAUGAUGAUGAAGAAGAUACAGAAAAAAUAAACAAAGGAAUAAAGCUUGGAAGGCAAAAACACUCAAGAUCUCUUGCCUUUGCUCAAGCAGACCAGAGGAAGCGUGAAGGCCAAUUUACUGUUUCAGCUCUUUUCCGCUCUAUGGCAGGUCUGGAGGAUGUGGAUGAUGGACCAAAAAGUAAUGGCUUGAAGAAAAACAAAUGGUCCCCUUCGUCAUUUGUGAGGACAAGUGGCCGCUUAAGGCACUUCUCACGCUCAAAGAAAGACUCAUUGCGCCGCUUGGGAUCACUGUUUCGUCGUGUGAAUGGACAUGUUGCUGAAUCACACUUGAGUCCCCAACAGCAACAAACCUACAGCAUUUCAGAUGGAGUUUUGCAAACGCCAAAAUCCUGGCAGGGGCCCCAUGAGCAGCCAGAGAACUGGCUGACUAGAAGCAGCAUGCACCUGCACACACUCAGAGGAGAAUCUGGUGCAAGGGACAAAAUUUAUACACAGUCAGUCUCACAGCAGGCAAAUGACAACCUCCUGCUAAGGCCCCCUGGCCUACACUGUGCUUCCAGCCUGACUGCCUCCAGUUCCCUCUUGCUCUCCUCCAGUGAUGAUCUGUGUCAGGGUUUGCCAGGGCCCUGCGAAAGUUUUGAUUCCUCCUAUUGGGAACAGGAGGAGUCAAUCACCACACAGCUCUAAACUGUCAUUGGCUGCACAAUGAGUAUGCUGUGAUGAGCAAGAGGGGUUUGCCCUGACUAUAUUCAUAUCAAUUGGCCAAUGGACAGCACUUGUACAUACAUUCAAUUUGCUUUUAUUACAUAAACCUAUAAUUAGCAAAUAAGUAGUCUUUAAAUACAGUAUCAAGAAUGUUGAUUCAGUUUCAGCAAUAUGGGAGUGUAUUUAAGUCAAUGACUCCUCUAAUGCAAUGCUCUUUUUUUGUUACAAGUUCACACCAAAUGUCAUUUGCACAUACAUGUUUAACAGUUACAUUUAGCCAUCAACACAUCACUCAUGCCAUUAUUUAUCAAGGCUUCCCUGGCUUCUAACGUGUUGCAAAACGUGCAUUUAUGAGCUUAAAAACAAAGCUCAACAAGCUUAGCAUUUGUAAAGUAGGAAGAGCUUAUAAGGCUGAAACAAAACUUGUGGAUCUCUUUGUAAUCUGGCAACAAAUUAGGCAUUAGCAACAUUGUUAACAGUGCUAAAGUGACCUUAUUCCAUUUUCCCCUUUGAGCAAGCGACUUUCAUUUUCCCUUAAACUUAAAAGGUGAUCCAUUUGUCACUAUGCAGGAAACAAGGGCAGAAUAUACACAGCCCCGUUGGUAAAAGCCAAAUUAUUGAAUGUAGAAAGACAUUUCAUGCCAAAUUCAAUAGCUGGAAAUAAGCAUUUGAUCAAAAAGGACUUGUGCAUGUACUUCUUGUUUAGAAGAGAAGUAAGCAUGUCUGCUAUGGAUAAAAAGUAGUUUGUCUUCAGUUAAUGCCUAAAGUGAAAUCACAUUUAAAUCCGAGCUGUAAAUCCACAAUAAACCCGUAGUGUAAAAGGACACUGGAUAUUAGGAUUGUGAAACAUGAUUUAUUAAAUUAUUAAUAAUUAUACAAAUGACAUUAUUUCAAUAUAGAUGUUCCAAUCAAAUGUACCCUGUUGUACUUCAGUAAUAAUUUCUUCUAUUUUAUGCCUGUAAGACGAUAAGUUAACUUUUUUUAAGCUUUCAGUUUUUUAUGAAAUUAUUUUUCUACAUUUUGCAUAGUUAAAGUAGGUUUUGUUUUGCUUAGUUGGACUCAUAGCAAAGUAAUUGUUGACCUUGAUUAACAGAAAACUUGCUUUGAAUUUCCAAAAAUGAGAAUGAAAGAUUAUAUAGAAAUCUGUCACUGUAAGUCACCAAUAAGAAAACUGUUAAUCAUUUUGCAUGGAAAACAUUAGGAAAAUUAUUAGAAUAGUUGGUACAAAUUAUGAAUAAUUUGCAUUUGUCACAGUUUCCCUCAUUUUUCUUCAGAAAACUGAAAUAUAACCACUCAAACACAUAUAUAGUUUUUUCCUUUGAUCUAUAGUGAUGGGGGAUUUGACAUGUUGGCUAAUUUUAAUAAUUUUGUGUAAUUACAAAGAUCUAAAAUAUACAUUAAUAAAAAGUGUUA
Silurus meridionalis is the source of this 5190-nucleotide messenger RNA. RefSeq names its product transient receptor potential cation channel, subfamily C, member 5a (gene trpc5a). The record is from RefSeq and is a predicted model, not a curated record. Lineage: Eukaryota; Metazoa; Chordata; Actinopteri; Siluriformes; Siluridae. Gene Ontology annotation, biological process: manganese ion transport; regulation of cytosolic calcium ion concentration; calcium ion transmembrane transport. Gene Ontology annotation, cellular component: membrane; cation channel complex. Gene Ontology annotation, molecular function: store-operated calcium channel activity; inositol 1,4,5 trisphosphate binding; protein binding. Bases 706 to 3759 code for a protein of 1017 amino acids. The transcript has 13 exons.